This is a messenger RNA of Cebus imitator (Panamanian white-faced capuchin), 3585 nucleotides long. It is a transcript of the gene ZNF26, whose product is annotated as zinc finger protein 26. Lineage: Eukaryota; Metazoa; Chordata; Mammalia; Primates; Cebidae. Gene Ontology annotation, biological process: negative regulation of transcription by RNA polymerase II. The record is from RefSeq and is a predicted model, not a curated record. Bases 806 to 2446 code for a protein of 546 amino acids. Gene Ontology annotation, molecular function: DNA-binding transcription repressor activity, RNA polymerase II-specific. The transcript has 5 exons.
GAUGGGGUUUGACCAUGUUGACCAGGCUGGUCUCAAACUCCAGACCUCAGGUGGUCUUCCUGCCUCGGCCUCCCAAAGUGCUGGGAUUACAGGCAUGAGCCAGCACGCCAGGCCUGGAUUUGACAUUUUGAAAGCUUAGAAGGCCAAAAGCUAAGCCGAGGAUUUGCCACUUGACUGUACUUGUAACGCUUGUAUGAAUUCCUAUCUUAUUUGAUAUCCAAAAAUACUUAAAAGUUCAUGAGCCUUCUAGAAAGUGACAUUCUUUACUUACCACAGGUCUGGAGCAUGUAAGGUGGACAUGGUACCAGGUCAGUCUUUUCAAGGGGCUUUUUAUCAGUUCUAUAAAGCCAAUCGAAAUUUCUCAGAACAGUCUGGUUAUAUCUGAAAAUAUACCAUUCCAUUUGAAGCCUUGAUAAAAUAACCAGUCUUUCCAGUUGUAUCCUUUUACAAAAGAAAACAUAUUUUUACUGAACUUAUGCAAAUAACUGUUGCCAUAAAAUCAGAAUACUCACAAAUAGUUUCCAAAUUUUGGAAAAAUCAGGUAGAGAGAAAGGUAAAUUUCGCUCACAAAAACAUACUUUACCCAGUUGCUCUAAGCUAUAAAUAACUCAGAAAGAUUUUCUUGACUCUUCUUUAAUCAGAGCAGCAGGCUUCCAAACAAGAUGUCAUUUGUUCACCUUGGAACUGCCGCAGUUCACAAAUCAAGCAGCUUUUUGUCAGUCAGACUUACCCAGAAGUCCACUCACCGCCUCUUCCCCUGGGAUCUACCUCCUUGCAGGUAGUGCUGCUGAGGAGGAGCCUGCUAAUGAGCUCAAGUCUCAAGUUCAGGAAUCUUGGGGGUAUUCCCUGGCCCCAGGGAAACAGUGCCCUGCCUGAGGGAUUGUUGUCGUUCAAGGAUAUAUCUGUGGAGUUCACCUGGGAUGAGUGGCAGCUACUGGAUUCCACACAGAAGUACCUGUACAGAGAGGUGGUACUGGAAAACUACCAUAACCUGAUCUCGGUGGGGUAUCAUGGUGCCAAGCCUGACUUAAUCUUCAAGUUGGAACAAGGAGAAGAUCCGUGGAUAGUAAAUGCCAAAAUUUCCAGGGAGAGCUGUCCAGAUGGCUGGGAAGAAUGGUACCAGCAAAACCAAGAUGAGCUUGAAAGUGUUGAAAGGAGCUAUGCUUGUAGUGUGUUGAGAAGACUUAAUCUGAGCAAAACCCAUGAUUCUUCAAGACAAAGAUUCUAUAACACACAUGGAAGAAGUUGGACCCAAAACUCAGCUUCAAGCAGAAGUUGUUUAAGAAAGAAUCCUGAUAAGUUUCAUGGUUAUGAAGAACCAUAUUUUCUUAAGCAUCCAAGAGCUCAUAGCAUAGAAAAAAACUGUGUGUGUAGUGAAUGUGGGAAAGCUUUUCGUUGUAAAUCACAGCUCAUUGUACAUCUCAGAAUUCAUACAGGAGAGAGACCUUAUGAAUGCAGUAAAUGUGAAAGAGCCUUCAGUGCCAAGUCAAACCUUAAUGCUCAUCAGAGAGUUCACACAGGAGAAAAGCCCUACUCAUGUGGUGAAUGUGAGAAGGUCUUCUCCUUCAGGUCACAGCUCAUUGUCCAUCAGGAAAUUCACACAGGAGGGAAACCCUAUGGUUGCAGUGAGUGUGGGAAAGCCUACAGUUGGAAAUCACAGCUUAUUUUACACCAGAGAAGCCAUACAGGAGUGAAACCCUAUGAAUGUAGUGAAUGUGGGAAAGCCUUUAGUUUGAAGUCUCCAUUUGUUGUGCACCAGAGAACUCAUACAGGAGUGAAACCCCAUAAAUGCGAUGAAUGUGGGAAAGCCUUUCGGAGUAAGUCCUAUCUCCUUGUUCACAUUCGAAUGCACACAGGAGAAAAACCCUAUCAAUGCAGCGAUUGUGGAAAAGCCUUCAAUAUGAAGAUGCAGCUCAUCGUACAUCAGGGAGUCCACACAGGAAAUAAUCCUUACCAAUGCAGUGAAUGUGGGAAAGCCUUUGGUAGGAAGGAACAGCUCACCGCACAUCUGAGAGCUCAUGCAGGAGAGAAGCCCUAUGGGUGCAGCGAAUGUGGGAAGGCGUUCAGCAGCAAGUCAUACCUUGUUAUUCAUCGGAGAACACACACUGGAGAGAGACCCUAUGAAUGUGGUUUGUGUGAGAGAGCCUUUUGUGGGAAAUCACAGCUGAUUAUACAUCAGAGAACUCAUUCAACUGAGAAGCCCUAUGAAUGUAAUGAAUGUGAAAAAGCCUAUCCUAGGAAGGCAUCACUGCAGAUACAUCAGAAAACUCAUUCAGGAGAGAAACCUUUUAAAUGCAGUGAAUGUGGAAAAGCCUUCACUCAGAAGUCGUCUCUCAGUGAACAUCAGAGAGUUCACACAGGAGAGAAACCAUGGAAAUGCUCUGAAUGUGGGAAAUCCUUCUGUUGGAACUCAGGGCUUCGUAUACAUCGGAAGACUCACAAAUGAGAAGUCAGAAUGACGCACAUGUGAGAAACUGUGUCACAGAAGCUGAUUUCAGGAGACUUUAGAUAACAGAGACAGGAUUUACAAGCAGGAGGCCCUAAAACUACGCUCAUGUCAAAAAUCAUGUAGGAGAGAGAUCAGCCAUAUUUGGGAUGAGUGUAAAAGCCUUCAGAAAUGAGUUACAAAUCUUUGUAGAUGAAAAUAAUUGAAGGAAUGAGGAGCAGUAAAUGUAUGAAAUGUUGUAGCCUAUUAUGAAGGUAAUCUGGUAAAGAAUACCAGAGUAUCCUCUUCUUGCUAAGAAAUCCACAUUUCUAAGUUAUCCACAUGAAUAAAUUAGGGAAGCAUUUUCCCAUGGAAAGCGUGUUCCGUGGAAAGUCACAUUCCAGAUUUGAAGCUAUGUUUUUAUAAAAUAAAAUCUCAGUUAUAAACAGUUGACUUUUCAUGGUAGAGUUUAAAGGUUGUUUGUUUGUUUUAAUAUGUAAAUAAAGUAAUGAUCAGGAAAACCACAGGGAAUAGAUUCUUAAAGUUAAGGGAUAUUUAAUGUGACUUCCCUGAGUUAACACUGAAUAUCAUUUCUAAAAUUUUUAGUAUUUUAUUUUUUAAUGUAACUUGUUCUAUAUCUCUCUAUAUAUUUGAUAGUUUGUGGAAUAACAUCCCCCAGUAUUUUCCAUAUUAAAUACUAAUUGUCUUUUUAUUUCUUUUUCAUAAGCAGAACUGGCGGUUUAUUACAGAGCUGCUGCUUAAGAAAACUCAUUGUAAUGAACAUUUAUUAUAUGUUGGCAGUUCUGUGUGUGUUCUCCAUUAAUUGAGUUGAGCUCCCUUGUUUUCUCUGGAGAAAUACCUCCCCUCUCUGGGGUGCUUCCUGUGGUGUCUUUCAGGUAUCCUUUCCGCUAGCUACAGGUGAGCAUUUUACCCAUUGUUGGAUAAUGGUAAUCUCUUUUUCAGAAUUUGGAGUCUGUAAUUCAUUCACACAUGAACCAGAAAAUGUCAGAACUCAUUCAUUCUUGUCCCAGAAUUCUGUUGAGACCAUCCAUUCAUUCUGGCAAAUUGAUUACAAGAAUAACUGUGGAUGCUAUCCCUUUAGAACCUGCUUCUCUUAUCUGUGUGCUUCCUCACUUCUCAAUAAAAAUGUCUUGCUUUUU